AACAAAGAAGGACAAGUGAAAAAACAUGGCGGACCCUGCACAAGAGAAUACGGUGAGAAUAUUCCGCUUGUUUUUAGCCAUCAGCGAGAUGUUAGCUUAAACGUUUUGUUGUUCAAAGCUGCUUCUUUUACUUGCUUCAUAUGGCUUAGUUUUUUCGCUUAGAGUAGACAAGCCUUUGAAUAAAAAACACUCCUUCAAGUGCUUCAACUGGCGCGCGAUUUUCUACGAUUUUGGACGACCGAAUCAUACCAAAGCUCAGUGUCUAUACAAACUAGAGUUCUGAUAAAGGUUUUAUAGCCGUAUCGGUAGACAAUCAGCAAAGUUAUCUGAUUUGUGAUGGUUGAGCCCGAGCUUUUACAACACAACGAAAAGCCAGAGGAGUGAAAUUAAAAUAAUGUUGUACUGUUUAUUUCCCUUGAGAGAUUUUUAAUGUUUUGUUGACAACUCAAUAUGUCAGCUGUAGUAUUCAAAAUAGUGUAUUAGAUAGAUAAGGAAGUAUUAAAAUUCAAACAGUUUGUGGUGACCACGUGUGGAUCCAUACUGGUUUCCAUAAUUUUACAAGAAACAGUCAGGCACCAGUUGUUCAAAAGGGGGUGGAUAAAACUAUCCACUGGAUAAAUCACUAUCCAGUGGAUAAUGCAAUUGGUCUUCCUACUACUUAUCCGCAGGAUAAACCACAAUCCACUGGAUAGCGCAAUCGGUUUCCCUAAUACUUAUCAGAUGGAUAGCAGUUUAUCUGAUUGAUAGCGCCAUCCAUCUUUUGAACAACUGGGGCCAGGUGGAUAGCGCUAUCCAACUUUUGAAUAACCGUCUCCUGAUGUUUGGAGUUUAAGGAAAUGGCACUUUCAGGACUUAAACUUUUAUGUUUUUUCCUGGGAUACACAAACCAGUCUCCCUACAAACAUGCACCAUUGGUGAUUUUGUAAUCCUAAAGUGGUUGUUUUGUGGAUCUGCAUCUGGUGAUGGUUUAAGAUAUUGCUCCCUUUUUGACUAACACAAAAUGUAAUAUUCAUAACACAGGAAAAUGUUGCUGAAACGGCAGAAGUUGCUUCACCUCCACAGCCUGAAGUUACAGAUGCUCAACCAGUAAAUGCUGAUGCAGAGAAUCCCCCUUCAGGUGAUACUGUCACUGAGGAAUCACCCUCACAGCCUGUUGAUGAGGUUUCACCAGAGGGAGGGGUUGCUGAGGCUGCAAGUGUUGUGGCUGAGGGAGAUGGGACUGGUCAAAUGCAAGGAGAAGGAGAGGCAGGGGAGGGAGAGAAGCCAGAUAUGGAAGAUGAAGCUAAACCAGCUCAGGAAGGGCAAGAUAAUUUUGAAGUGAGUUGUUUUUGUUGUCCCCCAUUUCCUGUUUUUUCAAAAGGGCAAUCAGAUGAUCUGAAAUUAAUCUUGUUUGGUCAAAUCUUUAUAAAUGGACACUAAAGGAACAGACACUUACACUGUUUAGUGUUAGCCCUAUAGAGUGAAAGAGAGUCAAAAGAAUAGAAGCAGAUUGGCAAUGGACCAACUUUGGUUUCUUAAGAGAGACUCAACCAAUAAAAUACUGCAGUAAACUGAAAAUGUUUUUAUUUUUUGACUCUCCUUAAAUUCUCUCUCCAUUGAUGUCAGAGCAUUACUGACUUAUAAUUUGGUCAACAGGUUGGUCACAUGUGUAAAGAAGUUCCAGUCUCUUCAUGUUAGGAAAUGACAAAGAUGAAUGUCAUUUGAGUUUUGCAACCUUGUUAUGAUCAGUUUAAAUCAUGUUUUGUUUUGUAUUUUUUGAUGCCCUCCUCAUUUUUAUUAAGUGCUAGUGAUGUAGAAAUAUUAACCAAAACAAUUCUACAGGUGUAUUAUUUUAUUGUUUUGUUUAUUUCUUACAGCAAAUUGAGGAGCAACCAGAUGAAAAUGCACCCAUUCCAGAGGUAAUAUAAAGUGGAUAAAGGUGCCCUUAUUCUAUUAUGAUACUGAAUUAUCAAGGUCGUGAUUAAUAAUCAUUCUAUACACUGCAAAAUUCAAAUAAUUGUGAUACACUGUAACUUCAAAAUCAGUCAAAACAGCCAUUUUUUAAAAAAACUGACUCGGGGAAAGCUUUUAUGUUUUUAUGCAGAAUUCAGUUCUUGGGAGCAAGUGUAGCAUAGUGAACAUAGCGCCAACCUCUCACCAUGAAAAGUAGUCUGGGCAUAAAAUCUUAAUGUCAAUGAAUGCAACAGUAUAGAUUCUUCCUACCCAACCUUCCCCCAACCCAAUGUUAACACUAAGUUCUCUGAUAGAGCUAAACAUUGGGUCUGGAGAGGAGUAGGUGAGUAGUCCAAGUCUGUUGUUUAAAGUUUCCUUCUUUCCUUUAAGACUCUCCAGCACUUCAGUCUUCCCGUCUUCCCAAACCAACAAUAUUACCAAAUUGGACUGUUUCAGAAUGAUCCACCUCUCACCACCACCUAAAGUGUGACAUGGUAUUUUGAGCUGCAAGUACCUCUACGCAGAUUUCCAGGUCCAUCAAACCCUUCUCCUGCUGUCUGUUGGCGAGUGUGGAGUUUCUCUUGAAUAAUUAACCCAUAUUCCAGUUUGAUCUGAAAUGCAGGAAAGCUUUUGACACAAAUUCUUAAGAGCUCUGAGGUGUUUAUUAGUACAUUAAUUUUACAGUUCAUUCUAGACCUAUCAAAGUUCACAUAACUUUCAAGUAUUAUUGUGCUUUCUUGGGGAAUCCCUAUUUUUUAUAAAUAAUUGAAGAACAAGAAAAAAAGUUGUGUGACCCCUUAUGACAUAUAAUGUUAUUUGAAUGAGGCUCUUAAUACAUUUCAUUUUACAAGUUCUUUGUAAGGGCUGUCAUGUAAUAUACCUGUGAUUUAAUUUUUAGAAUGAUGCUAUACCAGAGGCUGAUGAAGGUCCUACAGUAGAGUUGGCGCAGCCAUUAUCCCGUGAGGGGACGCCCACUGGAGAUCAAACUGUUGUAGAUAAUGACACCAAGCAGGAGGAGCCAGAUGCAUCAGCCACACCCCCACCUCCUGUGUCCCAGUCUCCUGAACCAACCACUGACGUAGAACCACUCGAGUCUUACAUAGAAUCAGGUAAUUUCAAGAAAAUGACUGUGCAUGAUACAAUUGAACCUGCCAUAAGCAAGCAAAAUGAAGGCUUUAGUGGUCACUUAUGGGAGGUGGUCACUUUUGAGAAUUAAAUGACAGGGGGCUCUCUUUCUAGAAGAUUUCUAAACACAUCUAUAAUAUAAUUUUAUGGACGAAAAUAAUAUUCAUUACGUGCAAUUUAUGAUAUGUGCAAAGUUUCUUGUUGUGAAAAAAAUUGGCCAUGAGUUUUAAAGGUUACCGGUAGACACACCCAGGAAUGUGGGAAUUACUUUUAAAUACAUGAAUUGUAUGUGUCUGAAUGUUUUUGCACAUUCUUUUACCAGAUCCUGUGAGGUAUGAUGAAAUGGAGAUAGAUGAAGAAUCAGAACCAGAGAUGCCUAUUUACAAUAGAGCGGAGCUCAUUGAACGCUAUCAAGUAAGUAACUAGCAAUAAAAGCUUUUCUUUUACUGGCACAUUUUUGUUCCGCAUAUGAGGUAGAAAAAAAACUGGAAAAAGCUGUGCUAGAAGACCAUUUCAUGGUCUCCUAGCAUGGUUUGUUGCCUAGAAGACAUCAGUAGAGUCUAGACUAGUCAAGUUAAAUGCAUAAUAAACUUUGAUAAUUGUCUUUGUUGAAAACCUUUGCGAAAAACUUCUUUUUUGCUUGUUGUAAAAUCUAAUGUACAUUGUACAAAUUUGUUGUAUUCUGUUACCACUUUGUACAUUGUUUAUUAUUUUGUUAUUCCCAUGCCUUUGUUUCUUUUUGGUAUUUGAAUUUUGACGGGUCUGAAAUGUAAUGGUUUAACUGCAAAAAAAGAAGAAAACAAAAUCAAAGGUUUAUAGAGGUUUGUUAAUGUCAAACUGGUAAUACUAUUGACUCAUUUGCAGCAAGCUUUGGAGGAGAGAUCCACCUUACAGUCAUUAAAUGCUCAGCUACAGCACAAAUUAGCAGAAUAUUUCAAAAAGAAAAAGGUAAUUUUUAAAAGAAAUAAUACUUCAUGAUUAUUCUGCCUAUGUAAAAUGGGCACAGACUCCUAAAGUCCUUUAGCCUGUACCAGGCUCCCAGUCAGUGCAGACAAGCAAAAAAAAGCAAGCAAGAAGUGAAAUAGCGAAUAAGCCAAAAAUGACGGGAAGAGAGAAGCAGAGAGCCUUUACUACCCUCCCCAAUUCCUGAAAAACCAUUUCUCAUGUCAAAAUGUCAAAAGCUGGGGAGGGUUUCACAUGCUUGACAUGUUUGUUAGACUCUGCACGUCCAUAGCCAAAUGAUUGACAUAAAUCUUGAAGUAACCUUUCACAAUUGACCAAUCAUAGGGUGUACCUGGAGUCGGUAUACCUGUAGUUGGAAUGAGAUAUUGGAAACAAAUACAGGUUCACCUCUCCAUCUCUCCCCAGCCCUCUCACAGUUCUUGUGCAGCUUUUGUUGAUCCGCUUUCCCCACUAUCGACUCCAAGUCCUUUACCCAUUUGCACUUCCAUACAGGUGGCUAUGACUGGUUGAUGCAUGAAUGUGUUUAAAUUUCAUAGAGCUGAUGAAAAUUGUCUGCAGUUAACACUUCCCCUUUUAGCUCUAAUAUUCUUUCAGCUUUUGUAAUCUAUCCAUUCGUCUCCAUUGUUUUCGUGAAUUUUUGAGUUACUAAAAAUCGGUGUAUUAUCAGGUUUAAAAACUCGAGGCAAAGCCGAGAGUUUUAAACCUGAUAAUGCAUGGCCGCGUGUUUUUUGAACGGCUUCAAAAUCUCUGAUGUAGAUCAACUCAUUCUUGCACUAAUAUUUAGAUUUGGGGUUAUUUUGUUAAAAAAGAUGGGACAUAAAGUUUAGCCGUGUCUUUAUUAGUCUGCUACACAGCCGUUUUUAGUGUCGUCACGCAACGCUCCUCCCCACAAACGGCCGUUAGUGGGGAGGAGCGUUGCGUGACGACACUAAAAACGGCUGUGUAGCAGAGUAUGUAUUUAUGAGAUAUAAAGACACUCAUUAAACAUAAUUUCUUUUGUUUUUUCUUUAUGAAUUAUAUGAAUUAUUAUUGAGUUUUUGAAUAAAAGUAUAAAAAUAGUAUCUUUAAUUAUUUUCUGUGUUUUCCUUUCAGAGUGAUGAACGGCAGCAAGAGAUUGAAAAGAACGUGACUGAUCAGGAACAAAGAUAUCUGAAAUAUAUGUGUACGUUUUGACCAAUGAAACAUUAGAGACCUUAAGAUCCGACCACGUCGACGGCAACGAGCACGUCAAAAAAGCAAUAGGCUUUGAUAGGUGCGGUCGCACUAGCGACUUACCCAUGGGAAAAUAGCUGUUGCCUUAGGGGAAGUAACUUUUUGUCUGUGGCCAAUUUCCCCAAGGUGAAAUUGCCUCAGGGAAAUUUCCAUAGAUACGUCAAAAAGAACAAUAGAAUUACCUAUGACAGUUCCCGAGUUAAUUUCUUUGGGUUAAUAAAAAUCCAAAGCGGCUCAACCCCUUGGGCAAUUUAUCGUUGUGUGACCGCAGACAACAAAUGAUCAAAACCGAGAGCGAACCCAACCCAAGCUAUUUCCCCAUGGGGAUCCUUGCGGAAGAUGUCUAGUGUGACCACACGUAAUAAGCGAAACAACAAACUCUGCACGCGCAUCAUGCCGUCACUGCACGGCCACGACUUGAAAAUACCUAAUUUCAAGCAAAGACAAAAUUGUCUUCCUCUUUCUGAACGUAGAUAAGGCUCUUCAGGAAUUCAACUCCAAGAGGGUUCCUUUACAUUUGAGAUAGUCACUGAUUUGGAAUAAGAUUGAAAAAAGAUUGAAAAACGCGAAUUCACGUUCUUAACGACGUUUUCGCGGACGUCACCGUCUUCGCAUUUUAUAAAAAGGUUUCGGCGGCUAUUGAAGUAUCGACGCAUUUUGACGUACUGUGUACUGACUUUUAAAGAAUCCAACCAACACAAUCAUGUUGAGGAAUGAUGUUUUGUUAACCACAUUCCCUGAUCAGAGGUUCUUUUGCAAAGGAGGUUAUAGAACGUGUUUCUAACAUCUUUCUUGCAGAAUGCAAAGUGUUCAUUUAUAAACUGAUUUCUUUCGCAUUCUAGCAAACCUCGAAGAACUUCAAAAUGAAGAAGGAAGGGAAAAAGAAAGCUAUGAAGAACAAAUUGAGGAUCUGAAAGCAAAAUGCAAAGAAAAGCAGGAAAUUGUUAACAGAUCCAGGUAUGUACUCCUGAGUCCCUUGCAAACACAAUAGUGAAUGAUUUUUUUGGCGUCUCAUUAGUGAAUUUGUUAAAUAAUGACUACAAAAGUUGAUUUACAGAAACAAAAAAAUAAAUAAAUAAAAUAAAUAAAUGUACGAUCUCUUCAAGAUUGGCGAGGGGUGGGAUUUAGGGGCCUGUUUACAUGGAGGCGGGGGACCCCAGAUUGGUGAGGUAUCACUGAUUUGCCGGGUCACCCCACCUAUCAUGUAAACGUGAUCAAAUUAAAAUGAGAGAUUAUAUGGACAGGUGGGUUACCCCACCUAAGCGGCUUACAUCCCCCACCUCCAUGUAAACAGGCCCUUAGACCACGGGAAGAAGACAAAUGAUGACCGCAGUGACAUCACAUUUACACAUUAUUAAAGUCAAUGUUGAAUUCUUCGUGGCCAUGUAUAGGUGGCCCUGUAUCCCACUUUUUGGUGUCUGAGUGUGUUUGACGCAUUAAAUCUCCCUCUGUCUGUUUUCAGUGACAACUUUAUGCUGUUCAAAAUGGACGUUGCAAAGCAGGCAAUCAACAGUCGGUCUGGGAAAGCCAUUCCUCCUAAAGUAAGAUAAGCGUUACGAAAACAUUCCCCCUUUUUUUCUUGUGUUAUUCUUCUUACACUAUUCUUCACGAGGAAGCUUGAGCAAAGACGACGGCGAUGGCAACGAGAACGGCAAAAAAGCAACAGGUUUUAUUGGCAAAACAACAACUUUGCACGUACAUCACGCUUUUUGGUACAUUUCUUAGCACGCGAAAAUGCCUAGUUUCACGUUUUGUCGAGGACGUGAACACAAGGCAACAACUUUCCUUUUCUUUUCUUGAACUUUGAUACAGUUCUUUAAAAUUCAAAUCCAAAAAAAUUUACCAACAUUUGACGAAUUGAACGAGAUGGAAUAAGCGCGAUAAAGUUUGAGGCAGCGCGAAUUCACUUCAUAAGUGACGUUUUCGUAGCCGUAGCCGUCGCCAUCGUUGUUGCUUAAGCUCCCUACUAUAACUAGAACUCGAAGGCCGCGCUUCCCGAAAUUCCUCUUUCCUUAUCUCUUUCGAGUACGCACUCGCCGGCCAACCAUAGAUGUCAUUUUCCUCACAGAUAGUAGGGUCGGAGAAAUACGCGUGCGCGCGUGAAAAUAACCACCUGCGAGGGAGGUGACACACUCCUCGCGUUUGGCGAUUUUCACGCGCGUUCGCAUAUUUCGAUAAGUCAACCAUACCUGUGGAAGAGAAGGGACGACUACUCGUAGUCUGGUAUGGCCAAAUUCCACGCUACAGGUGAUGGUCCGUGAAUCAAUCUUGAAAACUGAUAUCCUGAUAGCACAUGCCCGUCAUUUCGCACAAGGUGAAAAGAAAUCAAAGCAACGAGGAAUACAAAAAGACUAGACUUUGCGUAGACUUUGUGUGCAUUUUAACUUUUGCUUCACUUUUGCUAACGUGUUAUUUAACAAGUUACCUCACCAUACUCUUAAAAGCGUGGUAGAUCAGUCAGGAUAUUUCUCUUUCUUCGUUCUAAGAACAACUUUUUUCUUUCUGCUGAAGGAUCUUGAACAGUACCAGAUGAUGGAACUCAAGAAAGAGCAAGAAGUCAUGCAGGUGAUUUAUUAAGGUUUUGCAACGGGAACCGUAUUGUUCAUUAAGAAAAAAUGAAAGAAACGUUUAAUAGUAGUCGUGGUUAUAGGUAAAAUCCGUUCUUUACAUUCUAAGACGAGAACGAGUGCGAGAACGAGAUUACCCAACACUAAGUAGUGCGCCUGCGUGAACCAGUGAUAGCCGUCGUCAUUCUACUACGGGAAUGUCGUUUAAUAGUGUCGGAAACAAGUUAUCAAAUGCUAGAAAUUUUAUUACUUUGCGAUCGGAAGAGAUCUUAAACUCCUUCAUUAGAAAGAACCGUGCUAAUUUUUUAUGUGAAAAAUGGUACAAUGAAGCUUUUCGAGCUGUCUACUUCUGGAGAAAAUACAAAAAGAAAUUUAAUAUCUAAAUCUCGCCCUCGUCCUGGAAUAUAAAGGUCUCUAGUAUUCAACAAAGAUUGACUAGGGUUGGAACCCUAGCAAAAAUCUAAUGAUUACUGGAGAACAGACUUUCCCUACAAGUUUACAGUAACACACCGUAGGAAAACCAUUUCUCCCCAAACUCAUCUGCCGUACUGUUUGUGGCGCUGCUUUUUAAAUACCGAUUUAUACGCGGUCACACUUAAGUUUGUUUUCCACACAGGGAUCCCAGACUCACAACAGCCUGUACUGGAAGCCAAAUUUUAAGAUUUUUAUGGGAAUAUAUGGUAAGAUCGAUAAAACGGUAUAAAAUGUACAUAAACAGCUAUUAAUACAGUACCACAAAUGAAGAGUAAAACAAUAUGUGUUUUCGUCUCUCACCUAUAUGCCUUCAUCGGGGUGAAUAGCCGUUACAAGCAUUACACGCCAUUAUAAUUACACGAUAACGAACAAUGAAAAUUUGCACGCGCCACAAAGGAAGAUAAACGUGCGCGCGCUUUUACCGGAUGCGAGACCUAGUCGUCCUAUUCUGGCUAUAAAAAAAUCGUUUAUAUUCAAGCCUUGAGGCUGAAUACAGUUCAACCUAUAGUCCCACUGACCUUCUUUAUCCGGAGAGCUGAUUCUUCCCAGGACAUUCUGUCGAUUAACUGUAUACUUACAUCCUAAACAGCUAUUAAAGUAUACACACCUCAUAAAGAGUUGAGUCUCUGUUGUUUGCCUACUGUUUCCUGCCCUAUAAUAUUUUAGCUAGUUUUAACGUUUAUAGUAGGUGAGAAACCGAAACAUUAAUACUUGCUAAAAUGGUGUUUUUAGGGCAGGAAACAGUAAGAAAACAACACAGACACAACUCAUUUGUACUUUAUAGCUGUUUACGCACAUGUUAACGGUUUCAUCGAUCUUACGAUAAAUUUCGAUACGCCUCUUGCACAUUUCCCAUAAUGCACCUUAUUUGCACCCAAAAAGUUUGCAUAAGCAUUGUUUUCAAUUUCUCUUGGGACGGCGUUAAUACCCAGGAGAAAUGAAAAACCAAGGUUAUGUAAAAUUUUGGGGGGCAAAUCAGGUGCGUUAUGGGAGAUGAGCAAGUGGCGUAUACAAAUCCUUACAAUUUGGCUUCCUGUAGGCUGUUGUUUUCCGCAGUACUCGUAACUCAUCCCAUGCAAGGCGUCUUUUACGUGGGAAGUUUCACAGAAUUAUGUUGAAUAAUUUUCUGUUUUAUCGUGGAACUUUGAGUGCGUUCCUUUGGGAUGAUCCAGAUCAAGAUUUAUGAUGCUAAUGUUACGAUUAUUUUUGAUUAAUUUUAAUGCGUUUCAAUUUGUGUCGUAAGUAAUACUUUUCGGCUACUUUUGUUUUAAGGUUCGCCUGGAAAAUAUUAAGCUGAAAAACCGACUAAAAAAGAGAGAAAUGCAGCUGAAGGCCAAGGUGAGAUAAAGAAAUAUAGUAAUCAUAAAUCUUUGAAAGCUUCUCGUUUUACAUUUUACCGUCAACUAGAGUAGCUGGGAACUUAUAAUGAAAUUAUAUUAUAUUACAGGAAAGUCGCGCAAAUUGCUAUUGUUAACUGUUUAUUUUUUCUUGUUUUGUAGGAAGAACUGGCUGAGGGUUUACAUUUAAUAGAUUUUGAACAGCUCAAGAUUGAAAACCAGACGUACAACGAAAAAAUCGAGGAGAGGAAUGAGGUGAACUUUGUCAUUAAAACCUUCUUUCCUAAGUUGAAGUUGAAUUCAAGAUCUAAAUUACAAAAAUGAAUUUACUCCGUAGCAACAAAGUAAAAAAGACAACAUUUAUCGCUAACUUUCAUUUCCCUGGUGGCCCUAUUCACGGCCCAUAUUCGCGUCAGUAAUCAGUUAUAACUCAGAAAUUUAAUGUGCGUGUAAGUAGUUUUGAAAUAGGAGGUAUUCGCCCCAAAAAUGUACUAAUAUUUUUAUAUAAAGUACCUCUGUUACGUACCAGGGCAGACUUUCACGAGGUUCUUGUUUGUUGUUGCUGUUGAUGUUAAUCUUUUCAUGUGCCAAACCUCAUCUGUGUUAUAAACACCGUUUCCACGAAAAAAAGCCGUAGUUUAAAUAAAUUGCUUCCCCUCUUGUGUUGAAUAGGAGCUGUUAAAACUCCGCAAGAAAAUCACCACCACAGUACAAGUUUUGACGCAUCUGAAGGAGAAGUUGCAGUUUGUACAGGCUGAGAACAGCGAACAGAGAAGCAGUUUAAGAACAGUCGAAGCUCAUGCAGCUCAGGUGAGUCUCUCUUCAGCACCUGUAACAAGCGCCUCAAGAGAAAGGAGAAGUCGUUACGUCGCGUUGCCAUGGUAGCAAUUUUUCUGGAUGACAACAAACCGAAAGUCGCACUGUUUCAAACUUCAUCGAUGUUACUCAAUUUCAAUUUUUUGUCAAAUAUUGGCAAACUUUUCUGAGGUUGAAUCCAAAAGGACCGUAUCUAUGUUUAGAAAAAGAACGUUUUUGUGUUGUGGUCACCUUCUCCAUAAAGCGAGCGCGUGAAAUUAGGAAGUUUCAUGUGAUUGUCGCAGUCGUGCAACGACGGCAAAGAAAUGUUCUGAAGCGUGAUUCACGUGCAGAGUUGUUGUGUUGUUAAUAUGAACCUGUUGCUUUUUUGCCGUUCUUGUUGCCGUCGCCGUCGUCGGUGGUUAAGCUUCCAAUUGUUGUGAUCCAGAAAUUUUGCUACCAUGGUGGCGUGACGUCACACUUCUCCUCUCUAUUGGCCAUUUUCAUGAUGACGUCAUUUGACUGCAUCUACCAGAAUUCAUUUCAAUUUGCUUGAGAUUUCAGUGACAAUUGUCCUUGUAGAUACUUCUUAGCCGUCGUAGCACGACUACGACGUGAAACUUCCUACUAUAAACUAGGUGAACACCACACAAUGUUUUUUUUUUCUUUUUCUAAUCUCAAAUUCGGUCCUUUCGGACUUAACUCCAGAACAUUUAGCCAACAUUUGGCAAAUUAAUUGAAACAGAACGAGAUCGAUGAACUCUGAAACAGUUUUAAGUGACGUUUUUCGGUUUGUUGUCAUCCAGAAAUUUUGCUCCCUUCGCAACGUUACGUAAUGACUUCCCCAAUCUUUUUCUCCAUACUCCGCGUUCAGUGUAAAAAAGAGUGGCUAUUCAUGCCUGAUAUGUAUGCUGUCUGCUGUUUGCUAUUUGCUGAUAGCUAUUUCUUUUCGUUGUCUGUUUCAGAAACGAGACAUUCUUACACGAACAAAGCAAGUUCGAGAUGCUCUGAGAAUAGAAAAUGUCAAACUUCGACAAAAGUGUGGACUUCUUGGAAACGAACCGUUACUUAGAGAUUAUGAGCAAAGAAAAGAGCAGGUAUUUACAGAAAGCACGCUCUGACUUGGUUUACCCCUCCAUAAAGCCGUUUGACAUUUUUCACAUGUUUCGAUGGGUUUGCAAUCGAAGUAAUGCAAAUCCAAUCAAAAUCCAAUAUAUUUUUAAGGUAUUUUCGCGCAUUUCAAGGGUUUUAUUUUGUACUUCUUUGAAACUACACGCUUACGUCUCCAAAUUGACUGGUUCUGAUUAAAGGAAACCCAUCAAGGGCUUGAAAACUUAUAGAACACUUGUCUGCAUAAAUGGCAGAUUGUUGGAGAGCACUCGCGAUUGAUUAAUUGGUUGAUUGAUGAUUUAUUCAUUAAUCGAUCAAUUAAUUAAUUGAUUGAUUGAUUGAUUUCAUUGGUUGACUGAUUGACUGUCUGACUGAUUUAAUGAUUGUUGUUUAACCGUUCGUCUCGACCUUGAUUACAAAUUCAAAGGCAACGAAUUUUUUCAACUUUUUUCACUUUUGAUUGUGAAGAUAAAAGAACGAGGCAUGUGCCAAGGUAAAAAAUAAUUAGAACACUCACGGCAUUAUUGAGUUACCUUCCUCCUUUACUCAGUGCCAGCCGGGAGUAACUACUGAUGAAAGUUUCGUUUUCCGUUUUUAGAGUGACGAUCUACGAGAGAAAAUCAAUCGAUUGAAAAUGGCACAUGCCGAGCUAACAAUGAACUGCAGCGGAGUACGAACAAAGAUAGAAGGAGCCAGGCUAGAAGAAAAACAACUUUAAAGUCCUCUGUAAUUUAUGAAUUAAUAUGUUUUACACGCAUAGAUCACAUCAAAUAAUAUUUAACACAUAGGUUCGUUUUCUAGAGUUUCAAGAUUUGUAUAUAUAUAGUUAUGGCCGUGUCAUCUUGUAAAUAUCUCUAUUUACUUUAUUGUAGUAUCUCUUGCCAUCUCGAAACACUUUUCAACAUACAUGUGUCAUGAUAAUUUCUCAAUGUGAAAGAAUUGUAUAGUAAUUGAAAAGGCAUGCACAAAACGAAGUGGUUAAUAAAGUUCGAAAACAGCAGUUUUUAAGUUUUUGCUCUAAAAA
Porites evermanni is the source of this 12539-nucleotide messenger RNA. The record is from the annotation of a GenBank genome assembly. NCBI's taxonomy places the organism in Eukaryota, Metazoa, Cnidaria, Anthozoa, Scleractinia, Poritidae.